AUGGAGGUCAACUUUCUCAACUCGCUAAAUGAUGCUCAACUGAGAGGUCAGACGCGACCUUCUAUAUCCGUCAUCAUUCUAUUGACAAGGACUACUCUUGUAGCCGUAAAGUACUGGCCAGAGACCCCUCUACAGAUUCUUGCAGGCCCAGGCAGUGGUAAAACAAAGGUCCUGACAUCUAGAAUUGCACAUCUAAUUCUCAAUCACCAUCUGCCACCAUUCUCUAUUUGCGCUGUUACAUUUACCAACAAAGCUGCAAACGAAAUGCGGGAACGACUGACGAAACUGAUCGGAAAGGAAAGGACGUCACAACUCAGAAUGGGAACUUUCCACGCUCUUUGCGCAAGAUUUCUCCGGAAAUAUGCGCACCUCGUCAAGCUUGCUGAAAACUUCACUGUAUGCGACGCAGAGGAAAGCAAAAAAAUCAUUCAGGCACUCCUCAAGCCCUACACCGCCUAUCUCGCCUCGGAAAACCUCGAUCUUCAGCCUGGACGAGUAGUCUCUUCGAUUUCCAAAGCCAAAUCGAAAGAACAAUCAGGUUCUGUUUUCCUUGAAGAGGUGAUCAAGGCCGAGAGAAGGAUUAGGCAAAGGAACGGACUCCCGCUUGGCGACGACGUCGAGGAAAAGAAGACGAUCGACCGCAUCAUUGGCGAAAUCUUCUUGGAAUACGAGAAAACGCUGAAGCGAAACAACGCCUUGGAUUUUGACGACCUUUUGACAUAUGGCGUUAAACUAUUUACGAAAAAUGACGAGACCGUCAUAUGGUGUCGGCAUAUUCUAGUUGACGAAUUCCAAGAUACAAACAUAACGCAGUAUAAACUUAUGAGAGCUCUCGCAAUCGCCCGAUGUGUUACCAUCGUCGGGGAUCCUGAUCAAUCCAUCUAUGGCUGGCGCUCUGCAGAAGUGGGAAAUCUUUCGAAAAUGAGAAGAGAUUUCCCGGACACGGAACAAGUUCUAUUAGAGGAGAACUACCGUUCUACAGCUGCGAUUCUCAAGGCCAGUCUUGCAAUCAUAUCUCAAGACAAAUCGCGCAUACAGAAGUCACUUCACACCUCCCAUCCAAAUGGCUUCACUCCUGUCUUAUAUCAAGUCCAGACAGAACAUGAGGAAGCAGCUUUCAUCGCGAUCGAGAUGAAGAGGUUGGUGGCCCACAUGGGUGGGGCACUUAAUUGGGGAGAUUUUGUGAUACUCCUCCGUUUUAACGCCUUAUCGCGGGUUAUUGAAACCGCGCUGCAAAAAGAGGGUAUCCCAAGCAGGGUGCUUGGUGGUCACAAGUUCUUUGAACGAUUAGAGGUCAAAGAUCUUUUGGCAUACUUGCAGGUUGUGGACAACCCAAACUUUGUUCCUGCGUUCAAGCGAGCGGUUAACGUUCCCGGUCGGGGGAUCGGGGAGAAGACGGUGGCAGAGCUCAUUGGGAGGGCGGAAAAGUCAAAUCAGUCUCCACUCGCAAUCGUUGAAGCAAUUUGCGACAAUAAGGCCCCCGAUAUCAAACCAGCCGUGAAACGAAAAGUCGCUCCGUUCGUGACUGCUAUACGAAGCUUGCGCGCACAGGCUCAUAACAGUUCGUCACCUGCAGACCUUGUCCGCAAACUGGUUGACUUGAUCAAGUACGAGGACCAUCUCAAGAAGACUCAGUCAGACUGGGAAAGUAGAUGGGAGAACGUCAAGGAACUGAUCACUUUCGCCAGCGAGAUGGAAGCUCAAAACCAGGCUGAAGAGGCUGCAGACGCCGUAGCUGGAGGAGACAAUUCGAUUGAGAUGAGCACCACCCCUCUGCGGCAAUUCCUACAAGCUUCGAUGUUGUCCUCUGAAGGGGAUAAUCAAUCCGAGGAGGGAAAUAAAGAUAAAGUGACAAUAUCGACUUGUCAUUCUGCGAAAGGCCUUGAAUGGCCGGUGGUCAUGAUCCCUUCCGUCGACCAAAAUACUUUUCCAUUUUACAGAAGUGAGGACACUGCGGAAGAGAGGCGCCUUCUAUACGUAGCUUGCACUCGGGCACAGUCACUUUUAUACGUCAGUCGAGCAACAACACGGAUGGUGGCAGGGGAGACAAAAUCAAAAGAGCUCUCAGAGUUCAUUUCGUCUGUUCUGAACGAUAACGGUUUGAAGAAUGAAAUGGCUUUCUUUUCUCAACAAAUUCCGUUUUUUACGCAAGAGGAUCGAGCUACCAUCGCCACAGUCUUACAAAGACCCCCUCCAGAGGAAGCUGAAGUACAACGAAGAGUCGCAACCUUUGAACGGAGUGGGCGAGAACAUCCUAUGCAAAUAUAUUGGGGAGGAGGCCAUCAUGUCGCUCCCUCACGCCCCAAGAAUGCAUACUCUAUUGGCAAUGCUUCUUAUGUAUGGUCUGCUGGCGGUGGCGGCAUCACCAAUGUACCGCAGCCAGGUUUUAUUAGGCCAGCCAUUCCGACGCCCCCCGCCACUUCAAAAUCAGGUUACGUUUCACUUUCUUCUAGCAGUGGUGGUGAAAAUCGGAUUCUUGGGACAUCCAGUGCUCCCUUUAUUCGGCUCCAAGACCCGUCCUCCCGCCCCACCAACCGGGCAAGAGAAGUACAAGUCGCUUCGUCCUCCAAAACAACUAUGUCAGCAAUGCCAUUAUGCAUGCCCUCAUCCGAUGACAACUUGGGCAAUUGGAACGCUUCUAGCCCUUUAGCCAGGGACGCAACACAACCCCCUUGUUUUCCAUCUUCACUGGAUCACAAUUUUUAUGACUCUUCACCUAUGAGGCCCUCUUCCUUCCAUUCAGCUUCGAGGCAGCCCCGAAGAGCACCGCAAGCAAUUGAAAUCAUGGAUAGCAAUAAACCUGCAUUGCCUCACACACUUUCACGAAGGGAACCCAAAAUACCACAAGUUGCACCUGCCUCACCAAAAAUAUUUGAUGAAGAUCAACCACCAACUCUGAGAACACCCUUGGUGGUUUCCACGCCAAUGACGCAGUCUUUACAACCCACUGCACUAGCGCUACAGAAGACGGGCGUGAAGCAACCACAAAUUGCGCCAAUAUUUGAUGAAAAUCAACCACCUGACACUAUCGCGACUCCGAUGCCAAUAUCAAGACCUGCCCAACCGAUUGUACCAUCAGCGCUACCGAAGACGGGCGUGAAACGGCGAUUGGGGAUGGGACGAAUUACGUCAGGCUACUCGAACAAGAAAUUUAAGCCGCCAGCGUGA
Messenger RNA from Laccaria bicolor S238N-H82, 3168 nucleotides. RefSeq lists its product as uncharacterized. Gene Ontology annotation, biological process: recombinational repair. NCBI's taxonomy places the organism in Eukaryota, Fungi, Basidiomycota, Agaricomycetes, Agaricales, Hydnangiaceae. The transcript has 18 exons. The record is from RefSeq and is a predicted model, not a curated record. Gene Ontology annotation, molecular function: 3'-5' DNA helicase activity; hydrolase activity; DNA binding. Gene Ontology annotation, cellular component: nucleus. Bases 1 to 3168 code for a protein of 1055 amino acids.